This is a messenger RNA of Cucumis sativus (cucumber), 1355 nucleotides long. Its product is annotated as plant cysteine oxidase 3. The coding region runs from base 119 to 973 and encodes 284 amino acids. The transcript is spliced from 5 exons. Lineage: Eukaryota; Viridiplantae; Streptophyta; Magnoliopsida; Cucurbitales; Cucurbitaceae. The record is from RefSeq and is a predicted model, not a curated record. Gene Ontology annotation, molecular function: oxidoreductase activity, acting on single donors with incorporation of molecular oxygen, incorporation of two atoms of oxygen.
UUUUGUUGAGGAUAAUUACAUCAUUGCAUCGGCUGCGAUGCGUGUCGGUAUUUCAUAAUCUCAUUCCAAAAUCUAAAUUUGCAUUUAAUUUUUUUUUCUUUUUUCUGUUGAUUUCAAAAUGUUCUCAAAAACCCAAAAAGCGACGGAUAAGAUGAGAUUAUUUUUGCAAAACAAGGUGGAUUGCUCAGUGUUUCUUCGGUUCUUGAGCAUGAGCCACAAGAAGAGCUCCAAAAUUCAGGCUAUCUACGACCUUUGUAAAAAGAGUUUAACUCCCGCGAACUCUCCACUUUCUUCUCAAACUAUCAAGAAUCUAUGUUCCCUUUUGGAUACGGUUGGCGUGGGGGAUGUUGGGCUUAAAGAAGAGAAUGCUGAUGACGACCGAGGGCAUGGACUUUUUGGACUGAGCCAAUUGAAUAGGAUAGCUCGAUGGGCUCAGCCAAUAACAUACGUUGACAUAUUUGAAUGUGAAAAUUUUACGCAGAUAUGUAUAUUUUGCUUUCCAACUUCUUCAGUCAUCCCACUUCACGACCAUCCUGGGAUGACUGUGUUCAGCAAAGUUCUCUAUGGUUCUCUUCAUGUCAAAGCAUAUGACUGGGUGGAACCUCCCUUCAUUCACGAAAGCAAGGGAUCCACGUAUUUUUCAGCAAGGUUGGCUAAGUUAGCCGUUGAUAAAGUUCUAACGGCAUCAAGUGCAACGUCAGUUUUGUACCCGAAGGCUGGAGGUAAUCUACACUGUUUCACUGCGAUUUCGCCUUGUGCUGUGCUUGAUAUUCUUUCGCCUCCUUAUAACGAGGAUAAAGGAAGACGAUGUACGUACUACCACGACUACCCUUAUUCAACUAUUUCUGCAGAUACCAAACUCUAUCUAAAUGAUGAAGAAGUGGAAGAUCAUGCCUGGCUUGCAAAAAUUGAGACCCCCGAUGAUCUAUAUAUGCGACCUGGAAUGUAUGUUGGUCCUGCUAUUCAAACUUAGGUGUCAAAUAAUAAUCCGGGGUUAUUGAAGUUCUUCCAACAUCUACCAGGAAAGCUACCUCUACCCAUAGUUUUACUUACAAGAUUAGCUCUUGAGAGGGAACUUGGUUUCGUAUAGUGCUCUUUAUGCUGAUUUUACCCCAUAUACUCUUUGGCACAGUAUUUAUAUAACGCAAAAGCUUAACUUAGUUGCAUGUUUUACCUUGGAAACUGGUAGAUAUAGAUGCAAGCAGUUGUUCAUUAUGUGUGAAAAUGUUGUUACGUGCUUUUACAUUUUCUUUUGGAAGUAGAUGCCUACUUUUGCUUGGUUACUAUUAUUUGUUUAUCAAUUGUUGAUGACAUACUCUAGAUGAACUAAUCAAACUUCUGAUAUUUGGCGCUAA